Messenger RNA from Caenorhabditis elegans, 1257 nucleotides. It is a transcript of the gene fbxb-116, whose product is annotated as F-box associated domain-containing protein. The record is from RefSeq and is marked reviewed. NCBI's taxonomy places the organism in Eukaryota, Metazoa, Nematoda, Chromadorea, Rhabditida, Rhabditidae. The coding region runs from base 189 to 1181 and encodes 330 amino acids. The transcript has 3 exons.
CGUCACAGUUACGAUCGAUAGUCUUUUUUAAUUGAGCACUCUUCCUCUGAAACCGAAUAUAUACCCUGUUAACUACGUUCCUUCCAUAUUUGGUUCACUACUUGAAACCCGUAAAAUCUUCUUCAAAUCCAAUUCUCAGUUUUCCAAAACUAGGCCUAUUUUUUUUUUGAAACUUCCUUCACCCUAUCAUGAGUGUACCGUACUUCCAUCUUCUCCGCCUUUCAGCCAGGUCUAUCGGUAGAGCUCUCCGUUGCAUGGAUGUGAUUCAAUUAAUUUCCCUGUCUUUCUGCUCCAAAACCUGUAAAAGUGCGGUGACAGCGACGAAUCUCGAAUGCACCAGUAUAAUUGUUACUGUAAUGAGGACUAUGUUGAAAAUUAACCUACACUUUAGAGUUGUGACAUGCGAACUAGUUCUGAAUUAUGAGAAUCUGGAUGAGCUUCCGCAUUCUGUGAAAAUCUGGGAGAAUCCGGGUAACCCAUUAAUUGGUUAUAUAAUGGAAGCGGAAGAUUUCUCCACUAUCGCUUUUGCGAACACAUCACUGAGCUUCACCUCUAAAAAUUACAUGCUACAUAUUAUGGAUAUCAUGAACAAGUCUACAAUAGAUGUUGAUGACGCUGGCGAUGAUGUUCCUUUAAUAGUUCUUCAAGAUUUGUUCAAAAACAUUUGUAUAACACGACUAAUAUGUAUCUCGGAAAUAUCGCCUAAUAACAUGCAAAAGUACGCUUCUGUCCAUGCAAGAGACUGUAUGAUUCCAAUGUCUACAGAUCUGGAAAUACAUUCAUCAGCUUAUCCAACCUUUUGUUCAAGCUUUGACAGCCUAGAUAUUCGGACUCCGCUACACUCGCCCAAUGAUUUGUUAAACUUUAACAGUUCGACUGUAACAAUCACUGAUAGCAGAUUAACAGAAAAAGACUGCAAUUUGUUCUUGAAGCAUUGGCUACUUGGGAUAUCAAGUCAAAAUCUGAAACUACUGACUGUGUGUUUUCUGAUUGAUGACAAGAAUGCUCUAUUGGAUGGCAUUUUCUACACCCAGCAACCGGAGCCUAGAGCCAUGGGAUUUGAAAGCCGACGGUUUGAUUACAGGACAAUCCGUGGUAGCUUUGAUGUUCAAAACGUGGAUGGAGUUGAAGCAACACUUUAUCUUUACGAUUUUAGUUUUGAUUUUGUUGUAUUGGAAUGAAAUUUUCUUUAAAUUUAGUUGCAGUGAUUUUUGAUUUAUAUCAGCACACCUUUCUAAUUAACUAAUAAAUAUUUUU